Physcomitrium patens is the source of this 2089-nucleotide messenger RNA. RefSeq names its product allene oxide synthase CYP74A2. The record is from RefSeq and is a predicted model, not a curated record. Gene Ontology annotation, molecular function: iron ion binding; heme binding; monooxygenase activity. Gene Ontology annotation, biological process: sterol metabolic process. NCBI's taxonomy places the organism in Eukaryota, Viridiplantae, Streptophyta, Bryopsida, Funariales, Funariaceae.
ACCGUCUGCGUCAUUAUCAGAUGCCAUCUUUUGUUCUCGCCAGUUCACCGCUUGUUUCAUCCUUUUUGCAAGUGGGGAUGAUGUCGUAGGUCUUGCUUCAACCAUGUUCUAAACAAGGGGUUAGUGCUUCUCAUCCAGCUGCGCCUUGUAUCCCACAGCGUGCAACGAGAAAUUGGUAGUAAGUUUGGUAGUACUCGGAAAACUCCGCUCCGAUCAAUAUGGAUCGCACUUUAGUUCUGACUUGCACUACGACUUGCAGCCACUCCGCAUUCCGCCAGUCUGCAUUGCCUAGCAACACCAGCAUAUCUGUGAGGUUAGGAACAUGUAGCGUUCGCACACAGAAGCGCCGUACGGUUGUAGCCAGUCUUGGGAACAUUGAGACGACAUCGACAUCGACCGUGGGGCAAGAGAGCAAUCUGCCCCUCCGUGAAAUCCCCGGAAGCUACGGAAUCCCUUAUUUGUCGCAAUUGCUCGACAGAUGGACCUUUUUUUACAGGGAAGGCGAACCGCAGUUCUGGCAAUCACGAAUGGCGAAGUAUGGGAGCACCGUGAUUCGAUCCAACAUGCCGCCUGGUUGGUUUUGGACCGACUCCCGCUGCAUUAUGCUUCUUGACCAGAAGAGCUACCCCACCGUCUUUGAUUACGAUAAGGUGGAUAAGUACAAAGCCUUUGCUGGGACCAUCAUGCCAAGCACCGAAUACAAUGGCGGGUAUGAGGUGUGUGCGUACCUCGACGCUUCUGACAAGAAGCAUGAGCAGCUCAAAGGCUAUUGCUUCGAGCUUCUCAAAUUUUCCUCGUCGAAAUGGGCACGGGAGUUUCACACGGCCAUCUCAGAGACAUUCAAUCAGUGGGAAGGCAAACUUGCACAAAAGACGCCUGCAUUAAUUAACCCGACGCUUCCUGAAUCGCUCUUUAGUUUUGUGAUCAAUGCACUGACUACCGCUAGAUUCGACGACAGUAGCAUACCCGAUGCAGAGAAGCCAGUCUGCGGGGAUUUGCAAAAAUGGGCGGGAUUCCAGCUGAUGCCCGUAAUCAGAACCGGGGCACCUAUCUACAUUGAAGAGAUGCUCCACGUUGCUCCCAUCCCUGCAAGCCUAACUAAAGGGGGCUAUGACAAAAUGGUGGUGUUUCUUCAAAAGUAUGCGGCUGAAACGCUAUCCAUCGCAGAGAAGUUUGGGUUGUCUCAGGACGAGGCGGUUCACAACUUGAUCUUCUUCCUAAUCUUGAACGCUCAUGGCGGAUUCUGCCGGUUCCUUCCAGUGAUCCUUCGGGAAGUAGCCAAGAAUGGCCAACUGCAAGCUGAUUUGCGAGAGGAAGUGCGGGCCGCAGUGAAAGCCAGCGGAUCGGACCAAGUGACCAUGAAGGCCGUGAUGAAUGACAUGCCUCUGGUGGCAUCGACAGUAUUCGAGGCGCUCCGCUUCGACCCCCCGGUGCCAUUUCAGUACGCCAGAGCGAAGAAGGACUUCAUCAUCGAAUCCCACGACGCGAGAUACCAAAUAAAAACCGGCGACUUCCUCGGCGGCGUGAACUACAUGGUCUCCCGCGACCCGAAGGUGUUCACCGACAGGCCCAACGAGUUCAACGCGCGGCGGUUCAUGGGACCGGAGGGGGACAAGCUGCUUGCACAUUUGGUGUGGUCGAACGGCCGGCAAACUGAUGAAACCACGGUGUACACAAAGCAGUGUGCGGGGAAGGAGAUUGUGCCGCUCACAGGGCGCCUUCUUCUGGCGGAGCUUUUCAUGCGCUUCGAUUCCUUCAACAUCGAAGGCCUCGAAAUGGAGGCAACCUUCACUUCACUGACGCCGCGAUCAGAUUGAAGCUAUAGCUUGUAAAACACCCACCCCACGUUGUGAGAUUAUUAGUACCACGUACAUCAGUAGUUCACGAGACUCAUAUUCUGAUCCAUCAUCGCCUGGAUGUCGAAACUGACUAUAUGUAGUAUACUCGACUUUGUAUGCCAAAAACACAUUUUCAAUUUGUCUAAUCGGCCCUGUUUCCACUUCAUCAAGCUGUCUGCAGUAUAUAUAUGUAUUACAAAAGAGCAAACAAAGACCUGAAAUAAUGAAGGAAAAUGCUUUCUUCUCAGUUA